This is a messenger RNA of Diabrotica balteata, 240 nucleotides long. NCBI's taxonomy places the organism in Eukaryota, Metazoa, Arthropoda, Insecta, Coleoptera, Chrysomelidae. The record is from the annotation of a GenBank genome assembly.
AUGCCAAGGUUUUACAAGAGACCCCCUGGGACAAAACCUUUAAGAGAAUAUAAUACAGACGAUUUAGAAAAGGCUGUGAAUGCAGUAAGAUGCGGAAAAUUACCUUUGCGUGCUGUUGCAGAAAAAUAUAAUAUUGACAAAAUGAAGAUUUUCCGAAAAAUCAAAAAUAUCCACCAAAAGCAGCAUGGUGGGCAGUCAACUGCAAGUGAGUUCCAUGGAGGAGUCUGUUUUGAAAAGUAG